This is a messenger RNA of Zootoca vivipara (common lizard), 3378 nucleotides long. RefSeq names its product solute carrier family 25 member 47 (gene SLC25A47). Gene Ontology annotation, biological process: transmembrane transport. NCBI's taxonomy places the organism in Eukaryota, Metazoa, Chordata, Lepidosauria, Squamata, Lacertidae. The record is from RefSeq and is a predicted model, not a curated record. Gene Ontology annotation, molecular function: transmembrane transporter activity. Gene Ontology annotation, cellular component: mitochondrion.
CCUUUCAGGUCGGCCCUCCGCCCGGGCCUCUCAUUGGCUGCGCGGCGAGGGAGGCUGCCGGGGAUGGGAAGCCAGUGGUUAGGAAAGCAGCGCGGCGAGGGCGGGCCGGAGGACGCGGGCCAAGGCAGCUGGAGCUCCGCCCGCCAGACGCAGGAAGAGCACAAGCGGUGGCUUUGUGUCGAUCCAUCCAGAAGGGCCCCUCGUUCCUGGAAAGACGGAGACUAUCUGCCCUCCUGCACCAAGGCUGAAGCAUUUUUAAUCGGGACGAGCAAAGGCAGCUGGCUCCCCUCUGCGCAGAUGGAUUUCAUCGCUGGAGCCAUUGGAGGUGGUGUUAGUGCUGCAGUCGGAUAUCCAUUGGACACAGUCAAGGUGAGGAUUCAGACUCAGACAAGUUAUCGUGGAAUAUGGCACUGUAUCAGAGAUACAUACAGAACUGAAAAAGUGCCAGGUUUCUACCGAGGGGUGUCGAUGACUGUCAUAACUGCAUCGUUUAUUACAUCGUUCUCUUUUGGCAUCUACAAAAACAUCCUUUAUAACAUCUGCAGAUUUCGAUAUGGCUCUGCAGACAGAAAGCCAUCAAAGGUAGAUGUGUCUUUUGCAGCAGCUGCUACUGGUGCAAUCCGGGUUGUGCUAAUAUCACCUGCAGAGUUGGCCAAAGUGAGACUACAGAUCCAGAAAGACCCUUAUCCCUUGGCUAUUCCACCCCACCUCCUGAUCUCCAAGCCUAAGUACCAAGGAGCUAUGCACUGCUUGCGGACCAUCGUGAAGGAGGAAGGUUUCAGGGGUCUAUACAAGGGGUCUUUGGCUCUGAUGUGGAGAGACUGCUGCGCAUCUGUCGUCUAUUUCCUCACCUACAAUGUCCUGUGCGACUGGCUUACUCCAGCGGGCAAAGACAGAGCAGACUUAUGGGCUGUGCUUCUUUCCGGAGGCUGCGCUGGAGUCCUGGCCUGGGGCGCGGCCACCCCGAUGGAUGUCAUCAAAUCCCGGAUGCAGGUGGAUGUCGAGGGCCUGCGCAGAUACUCCGGAUUAGUACACUGCGUGAGGGACAGCAUAAGAGAAGAGGGGGUGAGAGUCCUCUUCAAAGGCCUCGGACUAAACUCCAUCCGCGCUUUCCCUGCAAAUAUGAUGGUCUUCUUUACUUACGAAGGUGUGCUUAGGCUUGGCGAACGCUGGAUGAAAUAAAGGGCGCAUUGCGGCCUUCACUAGCUGGCAUCCUCUAGAGCAGGGCUGGGGAACCUUUGCCAUCAGAGGGCCACGUACAAACAGGGGUGAGACAACGAAUGCUAAAUUCAUCUUUGUACAGUAGGGUAGCUUCUACACACAGUUAGUUGUUCACCCCUCUCUAUCUUCCAUCCGGGCAUUCAAGGGGCAUUAUUAUAAUUAAAGGACACAUUCCAGCCAGGCAAAAACACUCAAGGACCAGUGAGGGGUGUGGCCUAGGGAGAGGGGGUGUGGCCAGAGGGGCGUGGUCUAGAAAGAGUCCUAAGGGCCAAACAGAGAGGUCUGGAGGCUCCCCAAUCCCUGCAUCUAGAGGACACCAGGUUGGCAAAGGCUGCUUCACUGCAAUAUCAUCUCUCCAAAGCGGUCUUUUCCUUUCGGAAUGCUCAACCGAAUUUCUUUCGAGAAAGCCGUCUGUGCAUUGAGAAAUUAUUAUUUAUUCAAUUUGCAUUGCGCUUGCUACAUAAAGAGUCCGUAAGCAACUUACAUAAAGUAUGACAUAAUAACUGGAAAAAAAGAACAUCACAUUGCAAUAAAGCCGUACAAAGACCCAUGGAACAGACCCAGCAAAACAGCAGCAGCAAAAAAAGAAGUCGGGAGCAAAACGUAUGAUCGAGCAAUAUGACAAUCCUUCAAAUGCCUGGGAGGAGAGAGGAGAUUUUACCUUUCAUCCGGAAAGGAUGCUGGCACUAGGCUUGGGAAGGCAUUCCACAGAUAGGAAGCCACAAGCCCUUGUUGUCACGAGCUGAAUGUUCUUUGGAGGGGCACUGAGGGCCCCAGAUAAGCUGCCCUGUGGUCCCUUGAUGAAGGGCGGUAUAUAAAUUUAAUAACUAGUAACUUAAUAUUCAUUGCACACAUGCGCUGCUCUGCUCACCUUUGCUUCUGACCGCACCCAUCACUGGCUGCUGGCCCUUACAAGGUUACCCAGAAAGGAAUGUGGUCCUCCCUCUGAAAAAAAAGGUUCUCCAUCCCCGAUUUAAUUCUGGGUUCAUCUGUAUUCCAUAUCCAGACAUGGACGCCUCACUUUAGAAACAGAUGCACAUGAAUAUUGCUGCCUGAAGUUGCUUAAAGCUGAAAACUUGCAAGUGUAAAGACAGAAGGAAAAAUGGACACAUACAGAGAUCAGGCAAUGGAAGACUUUGAUGUCCUAAACAUUUCAUUGACCCCAAAUUACUCGUUACUGAACAAACAAUAGAGCUGUUCACCAGAGAUGCACGAAAAGCUCAAGGCCACCGGCAGUAUUAAGACACUACAUGUAACAUUCUAUGUCCAAGAAUUGCUUUGCUGGAAAACUGCAGCUUGCAGUGGGAAGGCUCAUGUUCCAUUUACAACAUGCUUUGCUUGACAAGGAAGAGUAGGCACUUUUAAUUCUGCUCUCCCAUUUAUGCCAUUGCAUUCUCAUUCAUUCCCAGACAAGUGCUUUUUUACAAGCUCUGCAAGGGGAACUGGCUUUUGUUAACACUAAGGGAAUUUGGCAUGCUGGAUUAGAGCAUCAUGGCAUGCUCAGGCAAUUGGAAGUACCCUUAGGCAAACCUUUGCAAAAAAACGUGCUAGGUGGUUCAGAUUAAAUUAUGUGAAAUUGUCGCUCUCUACCCUGCUCUCCCCAAUUUUCAUUAGGGAAGCUGUAUUUGUCUACUGCAGGCGUGAGCUUUCGUGGACUAGAGUCCUGUAUCAUCAGAUACAGGCAGUGUUAUCUUAGGUUGGCAGGUAGAUAUACGUACGUGUGUGUGUGUGUGUGUGUGUGUGUGUGUGUGUGUGUGUGUGAGAGAGAGAGAGAGAGAGAGAGAGAGAGAGUGUAAGCAUGGAUUUUAUUUUAUUUUCUUAAAGCUCAAAUGUAUUAAAAUCUUACAAUGACGAUUCUUAAAGGAGUUCUGAGAACACUGGGAAACUAACCCACAUUUUAGGGUAAAACCCAUUAUUUCCUUUCAGUACACAGGUGAUAGAACUGAAUUUUUUGAUUCAGCCAUGUGAUCUGGUUUCACUGCUCGUUUCCUGUUGAGAUUCCUUUCCUGUGUAGCAGUGUGCACUGGGAAUUCCUGGAGCUACUCAGAAGCUCAUGAAAAGUUUUUUUGAUGAAUAACAGCAAAUAGGUUUCCUGAAAAAGACAGCAGGGGCACCGCUACCGAGCUUCCCUGAAAUGCACAGCUCCAGCUUUGGGGC